Molecule: messenger RNA, 2478 nt
Organism: Mustela erminea (ermine)
Lineage: Eukaryota; Metazoa; Chordata; Mammalia; Carnivora; Mustelidae
Gene: C4BPA
Product: complement component 4 binding protein alpha
Exons: 13
Coding region: 418-2235 (605 amino acids)
Source: RefSeq, a predicted model, not a curated record
AGAACUUAGCCCAUCUGUGACCAGCCAGCCACAUGGCUGGAAUUCAGGGACUUCUUGGUGGUGCAAUGACUAGCUAGCUUCAGGGUACUCGGGAAACUCUCAUCUGGGGAAGAACUGAAACUAUUACAGAUCCAGGCAAUUUUUUUUCCCCCUUGAGAAACGACCACAGGGACCACGAUUGAGUCUUCUAUUUCUUCCUCAACUACCUGCCAGGGUCCACAGUCUGUUUUAGGAGGCAAACGUGAGCAGAAACAAUACCAUUACAAUUAAGGCCUCAGCAAAAUAUUAGGGGAGCUUAGAAGAGGCUGAUAUUUCUCAGUGGAGUUGGACAAUUCUUCAUUAAGGAGGUGAUAUUUGAUCUGGACAGUGAAUCAAGAGAAGGUUGGAGGUAAAAGCUUCUGUCACAAGAGAAAAAAAAUGUGGGAGAAUCAUCAGGGCAUGCACUCCAGAGCUCUAAAUGGGAUCCUUCAUAGAAAAGAGAAAAUGGCAGCCCAGCCCUUCUUUAGGCUGUGGAGAGCCCCUGAUCCAACUUUGUUCCAAAUGAUCUUGGUUGCUGCUCUAAUGGCUCCUGUUCUUGGAGGUUGUGAUAGCCCACCGAAUUUAGACUUUGCUUCUCUAACAACUGUGGUGAAUGAGACAUACUUCAGAAGUGGAACUGUCCUGAGGUACACCUGCCGUCCUGGCUAUGGCAGGGUUAAUAUUCUAAACCCGACUAUUACCUGUCGGCAUGACAAAUGGGACUACUACGAAUUCUGUGUCAAGAAACGAUGCAGACACCCAGGAGAAUUAGAAAAUGGGAAGGUGAUAGCGGAGACAGAGCUCGUCUUUGGAUCACACUUAAAAUUCGUUUGUUCAGAAGGAUAUAUUUUAAUUGGCAAAACCACUAGUUAUUGUGAGAUCCAAGAUAGAGGAGUUGGUUGGAGUGAUCCUCUCCCACAAUGUAUAAUUGCUAAAUGUAAGCCUCCUCCAGACAUCAGCAAUGGGAAGCACAAUGGCGCAGAUGAAGAUUUCUACACAUAUGGCUCUUCUGUCACCUACAGAUGUGACCCCAACUUCUCAAUGAUAGGAAAACCCUCCAUAUCUUGCACAGUGGAAAAUAAGACAGUAGGUGUCUGGAGCCCAAGUCCUCCUACUUGUAAAAAAAUCGUCUGUGUUAAGCCAACUGUUAAAAAUGGAAUAGUGAUCACUGGAUUUAGAACCAUCUAUACUUAUAAAAACUCCAUGCAAUUUGACUGUGAGAGAGGUUUUAUUCUCAAUGGAAGCAGUUUAAUCCAUUGUGGAGAAAAUGGUGACUGGGAUCCCCCUCCUCCCAUCUGUGAGCUCAAUAGUUGUACUGACUUACCAGACAUCCCAAAUGCCUCCUGGGAAAGAUAUAACAACCAUGUGCCAACAAAAGAGCAAAUGUAUAAUAUUGGAACUGUGUUGAGGUACACGUGCUCUGCCGGCUAUAAACCUGCUUCGGAUGGGCCUACAACUGUGACUUGUCAGAGAAAUUUGACUUGGACCCCACAUACAGGAUGUAAGGAGGUGUGUUGCCCAGUACCAGAGCUGGAGAAUGGUGAAAUCAUUUCACAACGCACUAGCUCUGUGAAUAGCUGUGCUUAUUUCUAUGAAGAUGUAGUUUAUUAUGAGUGUUAUAAGAAACAGCAGUUUGAAGCUAGAUGCCAAGAAGAUGGCAUGUGGUAUCCCAAAACACCAAAAUGUGAUGAGCACUGUGAUUUCCCUCCUGAGGUUGCCCACGGAUAUUACGAAGAAACGAAAAGAUUGCGGGUAUUCAUACAAAAUGAAGUGAUAUAUAGAUGUGACAAAGGAUACACUCUGGUUGGAGAGGCCAAACUCUCCUGCAGUUCUUCACACUGGACCCCUAAAGCCCCUCAGUGUAAAGCUCUGUGUCCAAAACCAGAAAUAGCCCAUGCAAAGCUGUCUGUGGAUAAGUAUCAAUAUCUUCAAUCUUCAAAUGUCACCAUCCAGUGUGACUCUGGCUAUGAAUUGGUUGGUCCCCAAAGUGUCACAUGCUUAGAGAGCAGAACCUGGUACCCUGAGUUGCCCAAGUGCGAGUGGGUGAUCCCCGAAGGCUGUGAACAUGUCCACAAAGGCAGAAAGAUCGUUCAGUGUCUCCUCAACCCAGCGGAUGUGAAAAUGGCCAUGGAGCUGUAUAAGUUGUCUUUGGAGAUCGAACUACUGGAACUACAGAGAGACAAGGAAAAGAAAUAUACUAUGGAGACAACACUGUAAUUUCCCCUAAAGGAGAGAGAAAAAUGUGCCACCUUCAAUACAAUACAGAUCACUUCAGGUCAUCAGCUCUACUAUCCCCUUUGCACCAUCGUUUAUGGUAGUAAAUGUCUAGAAAGGAUAAUUUGUUCACAUUUAGUGCUUUGUGACUGUAGAGUUUGAUGAUCUUGUAGCUGAUGGUUUUCCUUUUUUGGACACAAAGUGCAAAUUUUUUUUUCAAGUAAAGAAAUUAUGUAUCAGAAAUGA